AUGGAAACAAAGAUGAAUGCUGAUCCAUGGGCAAAUCUAAGGUUCCAACUCUGGAGUGUAAGCAGUGAACCGCCAAAAAACACACCAUUAGUAGAGUAUGGGAAAGCAAACGAUAAGAGAUUCACCAUUAGAGUUGUACAUGGCGGGUUUUUUACAGACUAUCCAGAACACCGAAUGGCAACAGUUGAUGAUGGAAUAGCAUACAUCAGGCAUAUGCUAAACAUGACCAUUCCAAGAGAAAAAAUGGAAGAUGCAAUAGACAUGGCGAAGGAGAAUGUGAUAGCAUGGAAAAACGUAGUGUAG
Lactuca virosa is the source of this 303-nucleotide messenger RNA. The record is from the annotation of a GenBank genome assembly. NCBI's taxonomy places the organism in Eukaryota, Viridiplantae, Streptophyta, Magnoliopsida, Asterales, Asteraceae.